Messenger RNA from Microplitis mediator, 4143 nucleotides. RefSeq names its product protein sarah (gene sra). Gene Ontology annotation, biological process: calcium-mediated signaling. Gene Ontology annotation, cellular component: nucleus; cytoplasm. Gene Ontology annotation, molecular function: calcium-dependent protein serine/threonine phosphatase regulator activity; nucleic acid binding. The record is from RefSeq and is a predicted model, not a curated record. Bases 315 to 1028 code for a protein of 237 amino acids. NCBI's taxonomy places the organism in Eukaryota, Metazoa, Arthropoda, Insecta, Hymenoptera, Braconidae. The transcript has 5 exons.
UCUCUCAGUUCAUUAUUUAUGUUUUAUGUGUAAGAGUAAGUGUGUAUACACUGAAGAUAAUUAUUAAGUAAUUGUUUAUAAAAAAAUAAAUAAUGUCUAAGUAAUUGAAGGUUUUAUCAGACGCUGACAAGUGGAAUUUAUUUUUAAUUAAUAAUUAACGUCAAAACAAUUCAAUAGUACAAUUCAUUAUUAUUAUUAUUAUAUGUAAUAUACUAGUGUGAUAUUUAAAACGUAUUGAAUUGUUGAAUACAAGUAUAUAUAUAUAUAUAUACAAAUAUAUAAAAAGUUAUAGAUUUAUUGUAGUAACAACAAAUAUGGAUAAACGUGAGCCGAGAUUGACUGAUGACGAGGAAGAAAAUGAUAAUAUUAUAAUAAAUGAAGUCGAUGGUCUACCAAACUUACAUCCUAACUAUCAGCAGCUGGAGCUUGAGCUGGAGGAAGACAGAGAUCGGACGAAUAUAAGGUCUCUUGAUGAAUUAGUACAUGAUGAAGAUUUACCCACGUCUGUUAUUGUAACAAAUGUGGAUCCACGGGUGUUUAAAUCUAAUGAACUUAAGGCUGAAAUCGAAGAAUUAUUCAAACAAUUUGGUGAGAACGCGUCGUUUCAAUAUUUCAAAUCAUUUAGAAGAAUGAGGGUGAAUUAUAAAUCACCUAGUGCUGCUGCUCAUGCUAGGAUACAGCUGCAUCAAGCUAAAUUUGGUGAUACAAAUAUUAAUUGUUAUUUUGCUCAGCCAGUUACGCCAAUAGAUCUGGAGGAUCAACAUCUUCAUCCGCCAGCGUUAACAAAACAGUUUUUAAUUUCACCUCCAGCAUCACCACCAGUCGGCUGGGAACCCAGACCUGAAGACGAGCCGUUGGUUAAUCACGAUUUAUUAGCAGCUAUUGCUAAUUUGUCACCAGGUGAAAGCCAUGAAUUACAUCCGGGUGGUUCUGGACAACCAGGAAUAAUAGUACACGUUUGUGAAAACGCAGCAACAAAUCCAUCAAACAGAGCUCCUAUACAACACACACGUUGUCCAGAGCAUUAAAUAAAUAUCAAUGGGUAAAAUGUCGUCCACGAUGGCUAUAAAUUGAUUAAAUCCAUCCACGUGAUAUGAAUAUCAUUUUUUUAAAAAUAUCAGGCAUUUGGAUAAUUAACGCGCCACAUUUAAAUGUUAAUUAUUAAAUGCUGACUACAACAAAUGAAUUCCAUAUGAUAAUUAAUGCUGUCAAAUUCUCAAAUAAAAUUUAAAUAAAAAAAAAAUGGCAACUUGUGUGAGUGGACACCUCUCAGUAUUUACAUAAGAUAAAAAAAUAAACAAAUAUUUAAAAAUAAAAUAAUUUAAAUAAUGAAAUGUCAAUUCAUCUAUAAUCUAUACUUGAUUUUUUCUUCGUUUAAAUAUUGCAGUGUCUAAAAAGAAUCUCUCUUAUGCUCAUUAUUAUAAAACUUGUAACUUAACGCUAAAGUAACAGUCAAUUUAAUGACUACUGUUCGUAAAUAGGAAUCAAACUUGCAACAAAAUAAUAAUUAAAAUAAUAUAGGCUACGGAUUUUAUUGAUAAAUAAUAAUGAGACCAAAGAUUUAAUAAUGGAAUGAAAAAAAUAUAAUAAUGCGAUGGUAUUUAAUAUAACGAUUUAUUGAUAAAUAAAAAAUUAAAAGAAAAUUAGCAUAAUACUUGAUAAGAUCUUUGAUGUUUUGUGCUUAAGGACAUUCUCAGCCAGUGCCCCCCCCCCCUAAUUUUUAAAAAUAUGCAAUGACUUUAAACUGUAUUAAAAUUUUAUUAAUUAAUUUAAAAAAAAUUACUUACAGUUGCUAUCAAUUAGGAGUCACACGAAAUUUUUUGAAUAAAUUUUCGCCUAAAAAAUUUUAAAAUUUGAAUUAUAUUGAAUUAAUUGACAUGAAGAUUUUACUGAAAUUUAUUUUUCAAAUUUCGUUUGACUCCCAAUUGAUAUCAACUGUAAUUUUUUUAAAAAUCUGCAUCUCAGCAAAAUUUUUUUUUUUUCAAUUAAUGCUUUAAUUUUUCUAAUUAAUUUAUAAAAUUUCAAUACGCUUAUGACAGUUUAUUAAAAAUUUUUUAAAAAAGUAGACACUGUCUAAGAAUGACCUCAAUUAAGGGCCAGUUUUUCAACCCGGGUUUAUUUUUGAAUUCAGGUUUGAAUUAUUGCUGAUAUAUCUAUUGUAUAUUAAUUUAAACCCAACUAAAAAUAAACCCGGUUUGAAAAACCGGGCCUAAAAUUUUGAAAAAAAAAUCAUAACGUUUUUGGCUGUAAUCAGAAACCCCAAUUAAAGGAAAUUUACUGUUACGCUUUUAAUCUCUAGCUGUAUGUAAAAAUCUACGUAAAAAAAAAAAAACAGUUUAAAUUUUGAUUAAAAAAAUAGUAGAAAAAAUUAUCAAGCUUAUGCUCAAGACAUCGAAUUGAAAAGGCUAAUUGUAUUUUAAAAAACAGUGAAAUUAUGCUGGUAUUGCAUAAUUCAUUAUAUAUUUAUUGAGAAGAAAUGAUAAAUAUAAUUGAUCCGAGUAUACUGAAAUAUAUGAAAGAUUUUGUGUAAUCAAUACAAUUGAUAUCUAAGUAUAUUCGCUAUAACUACUGCUAACUAUUGAUGAUCUACUCUUAAAAUUAUCAGUGUUGACUGUAUCUUUAAUCUAAACUGAAUCUAAAUACAAAAAGUAAAAUAAUUUAAAAUUUAAAAUAUAAUAGAUAGUUUACAAUCUAUUUAUCUACUUAAAUAGGCAUUGAUGUUAAUGUGAAUUCAAACAAAACAAAAAAAAUGUGUGAUUUGGAUGUCUGGUACAUCCUGAUAAUUUAAAUAUCUUUGAAAAAUGGAUACACUUGAAAUGUGAAAACAAAAAAUAAUAAAUUCAUGUAAUCAUAUGUAUGCAUGUGUGAAAUGUGUAAUUACAUAUUUAUUUAUGUAAAAACAUGUGAGUUGACAUGAUUAUGUACAAACAAAAAGGCGUCAUAAAUUAUUUAUUCUUGGAACAAAGACGCUGUUUUUAUUUAAAAUAAUAAAUUAUUAAAUUUAUUGUUUUCAAGUCGUUAAGAGCUGAUCCAUUUAUCUGGAUUUAUUGUUAUCAAAAAAAUUAUCGACUGUUAAAAUUAUAAUUGAAUUAAAUCAAAUAUAAAGUGUAUAAGAAAAUUAUAUUCUAUUUAUUUUUAUUCUUGACAUCCGUAAUUUUAAGGAAAUUAAUUUCAUGCUGAAAAAAUUUUUAUUUAUUAAGGGGCACUAGUGUGGCCGCCUGAAAAAAGGUCAUUUUUGGGAAUUUUUUUAAAAAAAACUACUGCCUGGAAUGUUUCAAUGUUCCAAGGAUAUAUUUAUGGAUAUAUAAUGAAUAUAUGAUUAAAUUUUUGGACCGAAAAAUUGAAAAUUCAGCGAGUUAGUCGCAAUCUCCCAAGGCUAAAAAAAGUUCCCCAUUGCUGCGAUAACGAUUUCGAGUGCAUGAAAUCAAAAAAACCAAAAAGUUUAUUAAACUAGAAGGUACUGCCCAUACUGUGACCCUCGGGCUAAGAAAAAAAAUUGAAAUUUCACAAAAUGCCGGGUAUUUAAAAAGUUUAAAAUUUCGCGCGAAAAUUUGAUGAGUUUUUGGCCUGGGAAAAUUACAUUUUCUAUUCGAUCAGAAAACUGGAGGCUUAUGGUAUUAAAAAAUAUAUAAAAGAAGCUGCAAUGAAAAUCAAAUCGAUCGGAUGAUUUCUUCGAGUUGUAACUGCAGAAAAUUUGAAAAAUUAAGUUUUGAAAACCGACUGCUCUUUAGAUGGCUGUAACUCAAAAACUAUUUGAGAUAUGCACUUGAAAUUCUAAUAUGUGUAACUAUGACCUGGUACCCGAUCAUUUCAUGAAUUUGUAUAUCUAUAUUUAGUCUAAUUUAGUAAAUAUAGAUAUAUAAAUACAUGAGUGAUCGGGUGCUGGGUCUCUUACCUCUAGACUAUCGAAAUAUACAACAAAAAAAAUCGAUUUAUUCAAAAUUCCACACUAGUCUUCUUAAGAAAAAAAUUUUGUUGAGGUUUUAAUGUUGACAAUUUUUUUAUUUAUUAAUUUAUCCAAAAUUGUUACACUUUUAUAAAUAAUGUAGGCCGUCGAUUUUACUUUAUACUUAAAAACUGACGACACUGGAAGGCCUGAGUACUGAGUUGAUAAAUUUAAUUGACUUAAAUUUAUCAAAAGUU